Messenger RNA from Gavialis gangeticus (Gharial), 582 nucleotides. RefSeq names its product vitelline membrane outer layer protein 1-like. The transcript is spliced from 5 exons. The coding region runs from base 1 to 582 and encodes 193 amino acids. The record is from RefSeq and is a predicted model, not a curated record. NCBI's taxonomy places the organism in Eukaryota, Metazoa, Chordata, Crocodylia, Gavialidae.
AUGAAGAGAGACUUCAUUGUAGGAAAAAAGGACGCAGAGGCAAGAUGGUACUCCUCCAGCCUCACUGUGCCCAAUGGAGGCAACUGGGGUAAUUGGGGAAACGUAGAAUUUUGCCCUACUGGCUAUGCCAAAGGAUUUUCCCUGAAGGUUGAGCCCUAUCAAGGCUCCGGGGAUGAUACAGCUCUGAACGGCAUCCUUCUGUACUGUAGUGAUGGUACAACCAUUACAUCUUCAGUGGGACCGUGGGGUCAAUGGACUGUGAUGCAGUGGCAUCCCAGGUUGUACCUGACUGCCUUCUCACUGAAUGUAGAGUCACCGCAAGGAGAUGGUGAUGACACAGCAGCCAACAACAUCAAGUUCAGAUUGUCAGAUGGGAGAGUGCAAGAGGGCAAUCUAGAUUCUGUCUGGGGCACUUUUGGCUCCUGGAGUGAUCGCUGCUACUCUGGGGCCAUCUGUGGGCUCCAGACCAAGGUGGAACCACAGCAGGGUCAGGGGGAUGACACGGCACUCAAUGAUGUGAGGUUCUUUUGCUGCAGAUGGCUUCAUCUUCUGGUCAUCUCUUAUCUUUCAGAGGUUCUGUAA